AUGGAGAGCAAGAAAACAGAGCUGGAUCCAUCCAGGAUGUUGCUGCUAUCUGAAGGACUGAUGUCGAAUUCAGGAACCCAGCGAGGAGAGAAAGGAAGAGGGAUCACCAGGGCCUUCUUCAGGUCAUCCACUUCCUACCAUGGUCGGGGCUUCCAGGCUGCGCAUGGCCGCCUGCAGGGCAGGGUGGCCGGUGCGGGCCCGGGGCGGGGCUCCCGGAGCCGUGUGUUAGGCCCGCGGUUCGGAUCUCUAGGACACGCGGGCCCCGGCGCUACCGUGGUCUUUGACCCACAGGCUUACAGGCUUACAGGCUUACAGGACCAUCUCAGCUGGCAGGCAUCGCCCCCUGCCCCUAAUUCCUUAGGCCUUCACCAAGCUUUUUCCACACAGCCAUCCAGACUGAGGAAGACCCGGAAACUUCGGGGCCACGUGAGCCACGGCCACGGCCGCAUAGGCAAGCACCGGAAGCAUCCCGGCGGCCGCGGUAAUGCUGGUGGUCUGCAUCACCACCGGAUCAACUUUGACAAAUACCACCCAGGCUACUUUGGGAAAGUUGGUAUGAAGCAUUACCACUUAAAGAGGAACCAGAGCUUCUGCCCAACUGUCAACCUUGACAAAUUGUGGACUUUGGUCAGUGAACAGACACGGGUGAAUGCUGCUAAAAACAAGACUGGGGCUGCUCCCAUCAUUGAUGUGGUGCGAUCGGGCUACUACAAAGUUCUGGGAAAGGGAAAGCUCCCAAAGCAGCCUGUCAUCGUGAAGGCCAAAUUCUUCAGCAGAAGAGCUGAGGAGAAGAUUAAGAGUGUUGGGGGGGCCUGUGUCCUGGUGGCUUGAAGCCCCAUGGAGGGAGUUUUCAUUAAAUGCUAACUACUUUUUC
Molecule: messenger RNA, 874 nt
Organism: Pongo pygmaeus (Bornean orangutan)
Lineage: Eukaryota; Metazoa; Chordata; Mammalia; Primates; Hominidae
Gene: RPL27A
Product: ribosomal protein L27a
Exons: 6
Coding region: 1-831 (276 amino acids)
Biological process (GO): translation
Cellular component (GO): cytosolic large ribosomal subunit; ribosome
Molecular function (GO): structural constituent of ribosome
Source: RefSeq, a predicted model, not a curated record